Tribolium castaneum (red flour beetle) is the source of this 1695-nucleotide messenger RNA. RefSeq names its product protein I'm not dead yet. Gene Ontology annotation, biological process: citrate transport; transmembrane transport. Gene Ontology annotation, molecular function: citrate transmembrane transporter activity; succinate transmembrane transporter activity. The record is from RefSeq and is a predicted model, not a curated record. Bases 61 to 1665 code for a protein of 534 amino acids. The transcript is spliced from 5 exons. Gene Ontology annotation, cellular component: membrane. NCBI's taxonomy places the organism in Eukaryota, Metazoa, Arthropoda, Insecta, Coleoptera, Tenebrionidae.
AAAAUUUACAAAAAUCGCCAAGUUUGCGUUUUUUCUAGUUUUGUCACGUGUCAAAUUGCAAUGGCGGGGCCAACGCUCCAGGCCCUCAAAAUCUACUGGAAGAGCCUCUUCAUGGUGCUCUUCCCCAUAGCGCUGCUCCCCAUCUUCCUGACAAAUAAUAUCGCUGAAAUGCGCUGUCUGUACGUGGUUUGUUUGAUGGCCGGGUUCUGGGUGUUGGAGAUUCUUCCCUCGGGAGUUACUGGGCUGUUUCCCAUUAUUUUCUUCCCGAUUAUGGGGAUUUUGGACACCAGGACUACGACCAUGAGCUACUUCAAGGAGUCGAACAUGAUGUUUAUUGGUGGCUUGAUUAUUGCACUUGCUAUUGAGUAUUGUAAUUUGCAUACGAGGAUUUCGCUACGGGCGAUCAAAAUGAUUGGGUGCAGUUAUCGCCGUUUGCACUUCGGUCUAGUCACCUUAACCAUGUUGGUAUCAAUGUGGAUAUCAAACACUGCAGCCACUGCAAUGAUGUUGCCCAUAAUUCAGGCAGUUUUGGAAGAACUGGAAGCCCAAGGUCUUGGAAAAAUGUACGAAGGUGAAGUUGAUGAAGAAGGACAAUUUGAUGAAUCCACCAAACGUCCAACAAGAGUUACGAUGUGUUUCUAUAUUGGUACGGCAUAUGCAGCCACCAUUGGAGGAUUGGGAUGUAUUGUGGGCAGUGGUACCAACCUAGUACUCAAAGGCAUUUACGAGACAGAAUUCCCUAAAAGCAACGGUGUUGAAUUUAACAAAUGGUUGGCUGCAAAUGUGCCUUUAAUGUUGGCAAUAAUGUACCCAACAUGGAUUUGGAUGCAAUUCUGGUUCAUGGGCUUAUGGCGUCCGAACUCAGAGGACGCCAAAGCCAUAGAUGUGGGAAAAGAGGGUGAAAAAAUUACAAGACAAGUAUUAACUGAUAAAUUGGCCGAAAUGGGGCUUUUCACCAUCCAUGAAGUACUAGUAGGGAUUUUGUUUGUUAUGGCUGCGCUUUUAUGGUUUUUGAGACGGCCUGGGUUCAUGAAAGGCUGGCCUGACCUUAUCACAAACACUGCUACUGGUGACGCCACAGCCGCCAUGAUUGUCGUCCUCCUCCUUUUCAUCAUCCCAGCCCGCUACGAUUGCACUCGCGAAAUUUCUCUCAAAUUAAUAACAUGGCAAUACGUUCAGAAAAAAAUGCAUUGGAGUUUAAUUUUUCUGAUGGGUGGUGGUUUUGCCAUCGCUGAUGGUAUGAAAGCAAGUGGUUUGGGCAAAAUGGUAGCGAAUGAAUUGAACGCUGUAACCACUUAUCCGAAAUUGGUGAUAAUGGUUGUUGGGUGUUUGAUUGGAGCUUUUGUCACCCAAUUUACGAGUAAUGCAGCUGUGGCCAAUAUACUUUUGCCCAUCGUUGCCAGUUUAGCAAGAAAAGCUAAAAUUUAUCCAAUGUUUCUGAUGAUGCCGGUGAAUUUGUCGUGUUCGUUCGCCUUUUGUCUUCCAGUGGCCACGCCCCCAAACGCCAUUGUUGCCAUGUCGUGCAAUGUGAAAACGACCGAAAUGAUCAAAGUUGGCCUGUUGGUGGAAGUCAUCGCACUUGUGAUGCUGCUCCUUAUUUUUCCGAAUCUAGGUUCGGUUAUUUGGGAUUUUAACAGUUUUCCCGAUUGGGCCAAAAAGGACUGAAUAAACUUGCAAUAAAUUUUUGAAUCAAAA